Messenger RNA from Beauveria bassiana ARSEF 2860, 1437 nucleotides. RefSeq lists its product as uncharacterized. Lineage: Eukaryota; Fungi; Ascomycota; Sordariomycetes; Hypocreales; Cordycipitaceae. The transcript is spliced from 2 exons. Bases 1 to 1437 code for a protein of 478 amino acids. The record is from RefSeq and is a predicted model, not a curated record.
AUGGACGAUUCGGAUCCAGAAUCUGUAUAUAAGAGCGCAGACGCUGCUGCUGCUUCCGCCGCCGCCGGUGCGCCAGCCAGUACCAACGCAAACGCCGAGGCAGGUGCAGACGACCACGACGACGCUGAUGCGCCAAGCAGCAGCGGCAGCGGCAGCAGCAGAGGUCAAAAGGCCACGCCCGCCGCACUCACCACAACCGGCGACAUGGAGCAUAUGUGGGAGCAGCUGGAGCUGGAAAAGUCGCGGUACCCCGGCGCGAGCACCUGGGCGCCCGACGAGGAGCGGCUGUUUGAGCUGCUCUUUUUCCGGCAGGACCUGCCCAUCCUGCCAUCGCACUGGGAGCUCGACAUGAGCGCCGUCCCUAUCUCCGAGGCCAAUUUUGCCGACGUCGAAAACGCGCCAGUCGUGUAUGCGCAUUCCACCGACUUUCGAGCCACCACGGCGCUCGUGCGUCUGAUUGAGCUCACCGCCGCCAUCCGCACCACCAGCGAGUCUGGGCUACACCACCGCGUGCCGGGCAUGAUCAAAGACGGGCUGGACCGGUUCCUGGCGUGGGCCGCCGAGGACGGCGGCUACAGCCACCUGCGCGUCGUACCCAACAUCAUCACCGAGAUCGUCGACACCAAGAUGCUCGAGGGCGAUAUCACCGCCCUCCUGCAGGCUCGCAUGCGCGCAUUAGCCCGACUACAGCGCGAGUUUCUCCGCGCGGACCGCGACCCCGGCUCCUUUUGGAGGGACGUUGCCGCGGCCGUCGCCGAGGGAGGUGACGACGAUGACAACAACGAUGAUGACGAUGACGACGGUGACGUCUUUGCGGACGGAAAAAGCCUGCUGCUGCAGAAUUACUUGUCGCCGCGGCGCGACAGGCACGCCAACAAGUACCGGCAACGAAACACGCCGGGCCGACGACGACAACAUCGUAGCAACGACAACUCGGCGGAGGAUGAGCUCGCGCGGGCGCCGCUCGCGCAGACAGCCGCCGACCAUUCGGACGCAGCGCCUAGGCGGCGCCGCCCGUUUGCCACGGUUCCCGCGAUGGAGCUCGACGAGCUGGCGCAGCCUGGCGAUUCCGUGACCGGCCUGCUCUCCUCGUCCGCCAGCGAGCGCGACGGGCUCUUCUCCUCUGCCUCCUCGACCACCAGCCUCGUCAGCAGCCCCAGUCCGGCCGCCAUUAUCCGGUACCGCCGGCCGCCGCCCGUUGUGUACGGCUUCUUCAUUCUCAACAGCUCCGUCUUCAUCCUCACCGCCGACGCGUCGCGGGGCGACAACGCGUACGUGAGCUUCCACGUCGAGACUGACUUUCUGGACCAGCGCCAGAGCGUGUGGAACGCGCUGACGCUGGCUAUUGUGACGUGCCUGGCGCGCGACGACAUGCGCCGGCGCACCGAAGACUUUGAGCCGCUGGCGGCGGAAGAGGACAGUGAUCCUGAUUUGUAA